GUCUGCAUCUCCGACACUCACAGCCGCGUCCCGCCAUCAAACUCAAUACCCGACGGCGACGUCUUCAUCCACUGCGGCGACUUAACCGCCCACGGUAAACUUUCAGAGGUGGAAGAAACAUUCGGUUGGAUCGAAGCGUUACCGCACCCUGUCAAGAUCGUCGUGGCGGGGAAUCAUGAUUAUCCGCUUGAUAGGAAGUGUCAUGGGGCGAAUGGGCAUUAUAGGAUUAUUCGGGCUGGGACGAGAUGGGAGGAGGUCGAAGAGCUCGUAGCAGGCUUGAAGGAGCGGGGGAUAACCUACCUGUGUCACGAAUCAACAACACUCCACAUAAACGGGAAACCCUGGAAUAUCUUCGGCUCACCCCGCGUCCCCCUCUUUGGUUCCUCUGCCUUCGCAUAUCCCAAAUCCGAACCGAACCCAUGGACCCUAGUUCCAACCAACACAGAUAUACUCAUCACGCAUGGCCCACCACAUGGUCAUCCGAAACCGAAGGGGAGACAUGGCUGUCCAUUGUUGGAGAGGGAGGUGCUGGAGAGGGUCAAGCCGAAGUUGCAUUGUUGGGGGCAUAUUCAUGAUGAUUAUGGGGUUGAGGUCUUUGAGUAUGGGGAAAGUGGGAAGGGGAAGGGCAAAUCGUCGAAGUCACCCAAGAAGGGAGUGGUG
This is a messenger RNA of Saitoella complicata NRRL Y-17804, 660 nucleotides long. Its product is annotated as Metallo-dependent phosphatase. The annotation marks the transcript as partial. Gene Ontology annotation, molecular function: hydrolase activity. Lineage: Eukaryota; Fungi; Ascomycota; Saitoellomycetes; Saitoellales; Saitoellaceae. The transcript has a single exon. The record is from RefSeq and is a predicted model, not a curated record.